Messenger RNA from Penicillium diatomitis, 672 nucleotides. RefSeq lists its product as uncharacterized. The transcript has a single exon. The record is from RefSeq and is a predicted model, not a curated record. NCBI's taxonomy places the organism in Eukaryota, Fungi, Ascomycota, Eurotiomycetes, Eurotiales, Aspergillaceae. Bases 1 to 672 code for a protein of 223 amino acids.
AUGCCGUCUCAAAAGCCAGAACUGCCUCCACUGAAGACACCAAAGUCUUUCACAUUCCCCUCCGAGAUCCAAGACGACCCAAAAUCUUGUUGUAUCGACAUCAAACGUGAGGACAGUGGCGAUAGCUCCAUCCCCACACCCGAUGCGUAUAAAAAGUUCCUCGAGGCCCUCUCGCCUGCAUAUGCCAGUCCACUGAGCUCUGAUGGAAGUCAUUCGAGAUUCAUGUUUGACAAGGAAGUUCCUCUGCAAGCCUCACAGCCUUGUUCGGCGACGACUCCGGCCUUUUCGUCCGGCGCCACUCUGAAAUCUCCAGCGUUCUCACUUCCUCCAGUCUCUCCAUGCACGACAAAAUCUCCAAAGUCCCCACAUGCGCUUCGACGCCUGCGAAUUCCACACGCAAUCAAGACAUCUUUGAAAGAUUUACCGCGGACUGCUACGCCCCUUAGUGCGACGCCCAGGAGUGCGACCAUUCUACGCUCCCCAUUCUCGCCCUCAACUUGGAAAAUGCGAUACUUUGAGACGCCGCGGAGCGCCACCCCCAGGAGUGCGACCAGCGCUAAAGCUGUCAGUGUCAGACAAGUUGUGACUCGCACGGUCACGUACAAGCGUACACCCUUGGAGCCUCCCCCGAAGGGCAAGCGCCGCAGAACCCAGGAUUGCAAGGAGUCCUGA